AUAUUUAACCUGGGAACAAGUCUGUCCAACUAGGAGGAGUGGAGGUUUUAAUUGCUACAAAAUCUAUUCCACAGAAACCUUGUGGCUGUCUGAUCGGAAGAAAAGAUCUUUACAGAAGUCGGACCAAGGUAUUUGAGUUGCUUCGAUCCAUCACUAUGACGAUGAAGAAUACAAGUGGUCUGUUGCAGAAGCUUCGGAGUUUGAUGAAAGCCAAACAGUACAUCGGCUCAGAUGCAAUCCAAGCGUAUAUCAUACCAUCGGGUGAUGCUCAUCAGAGUGAAUACAUAGCUGCUUGUGAUUGUCGUCGAGCAUUCAUGUCUGGAUUCACAGGAUCCUUCGGUACGGCAAUAAUCACAGAAGAUGUAGCAGCGAUGUGGACUGAUGGUCGCUACUUCUUACAGGCCGAACAGCAGAUGGAUUCCAACUGGACCCUUAUGAAGCACGGUUUAAAAGAUACACCCACACAGGAGGAUUGGCUCGUCAAGAAUCUUCCAGAAGGUGCACGUGUAGGGGUGGACUCUUUCUUAUUGGCAAAUGAUCUUUGGAAGAAGUUCUCAACUACUUUGACUGGUGCCGGACUCACCCUGGUGCCAACAGUGGUGAAUCUGGUGGACUUAGUCUGGGGGGAUGACCGGCCGUGCCCACCCACUGAUCAAGUCAUGGUUCUGGACACCAAGUAUGCAGGUAUAUCUUGGACGGAGAAGGUGCAUAAGAUGAGAGAUGCGAUGACCUCAAAGGAUGCCCAGUACCUCGUCUUGACGGCCCUUGAUGAAAUCGCUUGGCUUUUCAACUUGAGGGGUUCUGAUAUUGAAUAUAAUCCAGUGUUCUUUGCAUAUGCUGUUGUUAGCAUGGAGAGCGUACAUCUUUUUAUAGAUGAUCAGAAGUUAACAGAAGAAUCUCGAGCCCACCUGAUUCAGAAUGGCAUGAAAGUUGACAUCCAUGAGUAUGAGGCCAUUCAACAGUUUCUGGCUGAUCUCUAUCCAGACGGAAGCAACACUGGAAAGACAUGGGUUAGUCCAAAGUCCAGCUAUGCUCUUGUCAGUUGCAUUCCAAAGCGGAAAUGCAUUCUACAAGGAACCCCAGCGAUGAUGAGUAAAGCUGUCAAGAAUAAAACAGAGAUUGAAGGAAUGAAGAAUGCUCAUAUACGAGACGCUGUUGCGCUUUGUGAAUAUUUCAACUGGUUGGAAAAAGAGGUUCCAAAGGGUCAACUCACUGAAAUAUCAGCCUCAGACAAACUGGAACAGCUUCGAAGAGAGCAGGAGGAUUAUGUCAGCCUUAGCUUUGCCACGAUUUCUAGCGUAGGAUCAAACGGUGCUAUCAUUCAUUACAAAGCAACACCAGAAACAGAUACAGCCCUCAACACUCAUGGCAUGUAUCUAUGUGAUUCAGGCGGACAGUACAGAGAUGGAACAACAGAUGUUACCAGGACGAUGCACUUUGGGACUCCAUCAGCGUAUCAAAAGGAAUGUUUUACCCGAGUACUAAAAGGGGUCAUCUCUCUAGCGACUUCUGUCUUCCCCAAUGGAACCACAGGUGCUAUGGUGGAUUCGUUUGCCCGUAGAUCUCUAUGGGAAGUUGGUCUUGACUACCUUCAUGGGACAGGUCACGGAGUCGGUGCUUUCCUUAAUGUUCAUGAAGGCCCUCAGCAGAUUAGUUCCAGAAUCACUGCUCAUGACGCAGCUCUGGAACCCGGUAUCUUCAUGUCAGAUGAACCUGGAUAUUAUGAAGAUGGGGAGUUUGGCAUCCGGAUUGAAAAUAUAGUACUCAUUAAACCUGUUGAAACAAAGUUCAACUUCAGAAAAGUUGGUUUUCUGACAUUUGAGACUGUGACUCUGGUUCCGAUUCAGUCUAAGAUGAUUGAUCCAUCACUGCUCUCAGAAAAAGAGGUUUCUUGGUUGAACAACUACCAUGCCCAAUGUCGCGAGAUUGUGGGGGCGGAGCUUAAGAAGCAAGGGAGGACUGAAGCUCUGGCCUGGAUGUAUCGGGAGACAGAACCUCUUGGUUGAGCUGAACGUCUUAGUAAGUCAAUAUUAAUCAUCAGACUUAAAACCCACCAUCUCAUGGCCAUCAGUUCUUGUCAGUCGAUUGUUCUGAAGGGGAUGUUAAACAGCUACUUCAGCCAUAAAAAUUGUCAAUGAAUAUAAUUUUGAUAUUUUAACUUUUUUUUUUUACUCUGAAUAUUUCAAAAUGAUUGAUCAAACAGUAAGGCCCUAACCUCACGGUUUUGAAAAACUUGACACAUUUACUGUCGUUGAGGGCAUGCGUCAAAAUGACAAUACUUUGAUGUCAUUUGUGGGAGGUUGCUUUUGUUAUUCCUCCAUGCUGCAGCAAAGCGGCUAUACAAAACAGAGCUCCCACAAAUGACGUUACAUGAGUGACGACUCGAUGGGGCUUUUUGCGAAUAUUUUAGAAAUACAAGGGCUAUCAUAAGUUUUGUGUUUAUUUUAUAAAAAUUCAAAUUUGUUUACUCUCAUGUGAACACAAUUUCCUAAAUGAAUUUCAGCAAAGAUCACUUGUUGCCUUUUUUUGUUCAAGUUGAUCUUAAAGCUUUGGAUAUACUAUCUGUGAUUGGAUCCAUAGUAUGUGUGAACAAUAUCCGAUAAUCUCAGAUAUUUUCAGUUAUUCCUUUGCCAGUAAACAAGAGAGAAAUUAGUCCUUUUUUGUAUAUAAACUGAGUUCAAUUGUUUGAAACAACAAACAUCUGAUGCAUCUUUGUCUGUGACAUGAACACUUUGGGUCUGAAAUACAUGGGAUUAGAACUUGAAACAUCUAAUGAAACAUGACAGAUUGGAAUGAGGUUUGGUUAUUCCCAACCUGGCUUGACCUUAAUUUUUAUCUAAGACUGGGCUAGUUACUUGUGUUUUUUACGAGCUCGCUGAAAUUUUUACUAGCCCAUGAAAUGUUUGGAAAGUACGUAACGCAGAUUUUUUAAACUACACAAUGUACUUCCGGCUAGCGGUAUGAUCAAACCCUGCCAAAGACCAAGGAUUUACCAUUCAAAAGUUUGAUAAGUUUCUUAUGAGUUUGAGGAUUUGAAAGAAUGUUUUCCACAUGUGUAAUAACUUUUACAGGUUCCAUGUCAUUUUUUGUUUCGGUGGAAUGUUUCAGUAGGGGCAAUGAGAAUUUAAUGUUUCGUCCCCUUCCGAUAUCAAUUAAUUUAAAUAUGGAUUUCUUCUGGAUGUUCCUAGUACCUAACUCGGAUAAUUUUUGUAAUAGAAACAUUUAACAAAGUGCCUUUGCAGCUGAAGAGAUUGUAUCAAUCUCAACUAAAAUUUCAUAAACACAUUAAUUGUUAAUUUCUUUAAAGAAUUUGUGAGAACUUAGUAUAAGAAACAUAAUUUUUUUUUAAGAAAGAAAACAAAAGUACUCUUACAGUUCAUUUGUAGUCCCUUGAGGAUAGAAAUUUUGUUGUGAAUGUUGCUUUUAGAGGCCCUGGACACUUUUGGUAAUUACUCAAAAUAACUGUUAGCAUAAAAACGUACUUGGUAACAAUCAAUAGA
Asterias rubens (European starfish) is the source of this 3500-nucleotide messenger RNA. Its product is annotated as xaa-Pro aminopeptidase 1-like. The record is from RefSeq and is a predicted model, not a curated record. The transcript is spliced from 21 exons. NCBI's taxonomy places the organism in Eukaryota, Metazoa, Echinodermata, Asteroidea, Forcipulatida, Asteriidae. Gene Ontology annotation, molecular function: metalloaminopeptidase activity. The coding region runs from base 156 to 2006 and encodes 616 amino acids.